AUGGCCAAGGUUUCCAACUGCAUUAUCUUGCGGAUAAAUGAAAUUGGCCUUCAAGAAGCAGCUAACUUCACAAGGGAAUGGCUUUCGAUGGCUGGACCUAAUUUAAUCGUACCCGACAUAAAACAAACUUUUGUGAGCUCUUUCGCGGCUGGUGAAUUGGUGAUAAAGAAUAUAACGGUAAAUCAUUUUGUCCCACCUCAUAUACGAUUUCAUCCUAGCGGAAACAACUCAAUAUACAUGACAACGCAUUCUGGAUAUGCUCAAGUGCUGGCCGACUGGCAAGUAAAAUCAGAAGUGCUGAAUGUACUUCGCUUUCCUCUCCAAGGAGAUAACACUUCUCCGAAUAUGGUGGAAAACACUUCUCCGAAUAUGGUGGAAGUGAGCCAUUGUGUAGCUCGUAUACGUGACCUUCGAAUAAAUGUUCAAGGAGGAGUAGCUGCAGAAGUAAUCCAGUGGUUUAAAUCAAGUGUCACUAGCGUCAUUCGGAGAAAAUUGGAGGAGAUAUACUGUGCAGUCAUGGAGCAAGCCUGGAUACCAUGGGUGGAAGCGCAAAUCUCACAGUUUUCCCCAAAUCUUACGCUCAGCUCCAAUCCUGAGUCUCUGGAGUCUAUCUAUUUUGCAAAGAUGAAUGUGGAUCUUCGAAUGCGCAGCAACCUGAUCUGGAAUGGUGAAUUGCUGGAAGGCGAGAGCGUCAAAAAUCAAUCUGACUACGACAACGUUGCAUAUUCGACGUCAAACAGAAUGAUCACAGUACUUAUUGAGGAAGAAACUGUCCAGAGCACGCUGGCGGCUACUCAUUUCUCGGGACAUUUCGUUGCAACUGUCGACAGUCCCUUCUUGCACACUUAUUGUGACAUUUUGUGCAUUGGCACAGUACUUCCGGAGAUAGCAGAAGCGAUGCCAAACUCUUCAUUUACAGUUCAGGCAUCAACCCUCAACCCUCCAGUAAUUUCCCUUCAGGAAGGCAAAGCAUUAGUAUUUGUCAACGCCUCCCUGGAUUUUCACGUAGGUUUUGAGCUUCUUUUAACCACAGCAAUUCAUCUCAUCACACGUGUCUCAAGAAGUAAAAGUAUGCAAGUUAGAUGCACUUCCAGCAUGCUUAAUGCUCAAGCUAAACUUAUGGAUAGCAAGAUUGGAACUAUGUCGCAGAAGACAAUCGACCUUCUUGUGGAUAUUUCAACCCCGUUCUUGGAAGAUGCAGUUGAUUUGCUCGUCAGCCGUGGCGUUCCUGUUACAAGACUCUUCCAGUUCCCAUCCACAAACGAACUUUUAACCAUUCAGGAGAAGUAUAUCAAGCUCGAAGCCGAUAUAGACUUUCCAACAGUACUGCAGUACUCAGCAGCUGUCCACUUAUAG
Strongylus vulgaris is the source of this 1356-nucleotide messenger RNA. The record is from the annotation of a GenBank genome assembly. Lineage: Eukaryota; Metazoa; Nematoda; Chromadorea; Rhabditida; Strongylidae.